This is a messenger RNA of Punica granatum (pomegranate), 2109 nucleotides long. Lineage: Eukaryota; Viridiplantae; Streptophyta; Magnoliopsida; Myrtales; Lythraceae. The record is from RefSeq and is a predicted model, not a curated record.
GAGAGCGCGGGAGAGGGGGAGAGAGAGAGAGAGAGAGAGACGAGCCGAGCGACGACCGAGCGAGCGGGGGAGAGGGUGGGAGACGAGAGUGUCAGGGGAUCGAAUAUGGUCGGACCGCCAUACGACUGCUUGGCGAACCCACUCGGAGCCGUUCGGCUGACUUUCGAGAAGGCGGUGGCAUCAGGAUCUGAUCCGACCUCGUUCGAUGGCAAGGACUGGGGCGCCGUCGACCUCUUCCGCGAGUUCCUCUUCGAUCAGGGCGCUCUCUCUCAGGUCCCUGUCCUUAAUGCGAAAACCAUCAGAUAUCUUCAACCCAAUACGCUUGUACGGUUCCGGGGAAUGAUACAGGACAUGUUGGGAAAUGAAUUCUAUGCCGGUGCCUAUAAGGAUGGCGCUGUAUGGAGAACAAAUAAGUAUACAGAUGCCUUUCAAUAUCCAGUGGGUACUUCACCUGAUAUGCGGAUUUGGGAACGCCGAUUGUUCUAUUGUGUUCCAGUCCCAGGACGGAAUGCUUGGGCUGAUGAUCUCUCUGAUGUUGCUAUUACACGGUGCAUGGAUUGGACUCUCCAACAUGGAGAGAAGCGGAGGAGAAUGGAAGAUGAAGCUGAUGAUGAAAUGGAUAUGCAGAUUCCAGAAACUGGUGCAGGAGGUUCACCUGGUGCCAAAAAGAUGAGGGAGUCAGGGCAGCCUUCCCACCUCUCACCAUCCCAGGGUUCUGUGACUGAGAGCUGUUGUUUUAUCCCUUGCAAAGAUUCGAAAGCAGAAAACCAGAAUCUAUCUUGUCUUGUAAAGAUAUAUGAUUCUUCCGACUCCGACCUGAAAUUGAAUGAUGUUUUUGAGUUCAUUGGUGUGUUCACUUUUGAUUAUGACCAUCAAGUGAACAUGGCUGAAAAGGAUGAACUGGCUGAUGACUUUUGUGAAGAUGCCUCAGCUCAAUUUCCUACAAACAAGGUGCCACGUCUUCAUUGUCUAGUUCACAGGAAACUUGCAAUUCAGGAUUUUCUUCACAGUUCCCCUUCGAUGGAGCUGACACCCGAUCUAGUGAAAAAUGCGAGGGAAGGUUUGCUAGGCCAUCUUUCAAGUGUUCUUGGAAAUGAUGGAUUAGCUGCUCAUUUCUUGUUGUUGCAUCUCCUGUCAAAGGUGCAUGCUCGAGUGGAUUCCUUGGCUGUGGGGAAGUUUUCACUUAAUCUCACCUGUUUCAGCAAAGAAAGUGCAUCUAUAUUUGUUAGCCAAUUAAGCCUUGCUAUUAAGGACCUACUGCCAUUCACACAAAGUAUACCCCUAACGGUGGAGAAUCUCAAUGCAGCUUCUCUUGCCCCAAGAAAAGAUUAUGAAACAAACAGAUUAAUAACCGGAGUCAUGCAAGUGCCUGAUAACUCACACUUAAUUAUUGAUGAGACACAACUGAAUGUUGGAACCCUAAAUUCUGUUGGCAUUGACAAUGCGAGAGUUUUGAAGGAUUUAAUCGAAUUGCAAAAGGUCGUAUAUGAUUUUAAGUAUUACAAAAUGGAGGUGGCAGCUGAUAUUCAGAUGCUUAUACUUUCUGAGGGAAAGUCAAACAUUUUACCGGCUGAUACAGUAGUACCAUUCCGACCGUCCUCGGUAGCCAGCAACCAAGCUGUUCCUAAAGAAGCACUGGAAGCUUGGAGGUGGUAUUUAGCCUCUCUCAGAGCAUUGCCACAUUCUAUCGACCCAGAAAUGCAGAAGGUGGUGGAAAAUGAUCUGGUCGCAGCAAGGCAAUCAAAUAGAAGCUUGGGCAGCCAAGAGUUUAGCAGGCUGCUAACUAUGGGCCGCCUCAUGUCGCUAAGCUACGGUGAAACCUCGCUCUCGUUGGAGAAUUGGCAAAUGGUUAAGGAACUGGAGAGGCUCAGACUCGAGAGGUUCACGUGACAACAUAGAAGAUCAGGGACCCUCAUAUGUCGCCUCUAUCAUGUUAAUAUUUUCACGAACGAACGUCAUGUUCUGCAUCUUUCAGCAUCUCCCAGUUCCCACCAAAUCGUUUGUUUCAUUCUUAGGGUUGGGGGUCUAUGUAAUGUAUGUCCAAAAUUCAUAUUUGCAGUUAUAACUCCAUCAUCAUUAUAUAAUAAUAAUUUUGUAUAGCCCACAAAA